AAUCAAAGUAACUAAUCAAUUGUUGUUUCAUUGUUAUCUUAAAUAAUUGAAAUCAAAACAAACAACCUAUUUGGGGAUAAAUAAAUCCAUUAUCAUUGUUUUUAGAAUAGCUCAGAUCAAAUCAGUUCAUAUUUGACGUCAGGAUAUUUUUCAAUUUUCGUGCUUUUUCAUUCUCAUCCUUUUCUUUCCCUUCCUCCCUUUCUCUUAAGGAUAACAUCGCAUAAAUGACUGAUGUUAUUUGAUUUUUUCUUCCUAUUUUUUCCUAUCCUCUGUUAACUUUAAUAUAUUUUAUUUUAUAGACUUUACCUAUCAUUUAAUGACUGGUUUCUGUUUUAUUUUGUGAUUCUGUCUCCAUGUAUGUGUUAUGUUAUCUUUUAAUUUAAGACUCUACCGUGGUUCUAAUUCACUUGACUUCCACUCCUGGUGAUAUGGAUGCUAAAGAGGGCCAAGUACUUUCUAUCAAAGAUUUUUUUAUGAUAUUCAUCUCUCUUAUUUUUGCUCUAAUUACAACAGCAUUUUUCACAUUUUUAUGUUGGUUCAUAAUCUGGAAAUUAUGUCUCAGUAAAUUUCGAUUUUUCCAAGAAAUUUUUGCUGGGAUCACGAAUGGUGAUGCAUCCCGAUCCAAUGCCAAACGAAAGACCCAUGUGCAAUGAAAAACCUAGUCUGGUCUCAGGAUUAGUUGACGUGGGGAUUCACUUGAAAUUAAGCGAGAUUUCAUUCAAUUUGGCUGAAGAGGCCUUGAAAAGUGGCGAAGUUCCUGUUGGUUGUGUUAUGGUUAGGAUUAAAUCACCAAGUAAAUUGGUUUUAUGUGAUAAAGAUUAUGAGAUCAUCAGCCAAGGUAGAAAUAGAGUAAAUGCAUCAAAGAACCCUACACGUCAUGCUGAAAUGGAAUGUAUCGAUCGUAUUUUGAAUUGGUCUAAGGAACAGGGGAUAACGGAUUUAAAAGAAAUUUGGUCUAGCUUGAUAGUUUACGUGACUGUUGAGCCAUGUAUCAUGUGUGCUCGAGCAUUAAGGUCAUUAGGAAUCUCCAAAGUUUUCUAUGGAUGCCCCAAUGAAAGAUUUGGUGGAUGCUCUUCAGUUAUGAAUGUUCAUAAUGAUAAUUCUAUAUCUGAUCCUAUCAUUGAUUGCUUUCCAGGAGCCUUAAACAAAUCACAAGCUAUUGAUUUGUUGAAAAAGUUCUACAUGGGAGAAAAUCCUAAUGCUCCAGAACCAAAGGUUAAGAAAAAAAGAUUGGUUGAAUGAUUUAUUUUCUCUUGUAAAAUAGCUGUACUUUUGUAAUUUCUAAUGAGUGUACAGAUAAAAUGACCAGAUUAUUCUUCUAUA
Tetranychus urticae (two-spotted spider mite) is the source of this 1323-nucleotide messenger RNA. Its product is annotated as tRNA-specific adenosine-34 deaminase catalytic subunit ADAT2. The record is from RefSeq and is a predicted model, not a curated record. Gene Ontology annotation, molecular function: tRNA-specific adenosine-34 deaminase activity. NCBI's taxonomy places the organism in Eukaryota, Metazoa, Arthropoda, Arachnida, Trombidiformes, Tetranychidae. Gene Ontology annotation, cellular component: cytoplasm; nucleus. Gene Ontology annotation, biological process: tRNA wobble adenosine to inosine editing.